AAACCCUCUGAGAGACCUGGUUCAUGAGAGGGAGGCAGAGCCGGAUCUGGCAGCCAGAGUCCCAGGAGGAGGGCACAGUGAGUGCAGAGCCUGGAUGUGAGGAGGAAGGUCAGUGCCUGCCAAUCACUCUACAGGAAAGGAUGUACCUUUGAAGAGGAACUUUCCGGACCCUCUUAAUUCUGCCAUCAGUGCAGCUCUUCCAGAUGAAGCUGCUUUGGUGGAAGGUGCUAAAAAGCUGGGCUUUGUGCAGUGAGAACACCAUACUCAGUCAUCAUGGAAGCAAUAGAGCUUUGGAGCCAAACCCUUCUGAUGAUCCAAGGGCAAGCACAAUCUUCCUGCGACAAUAUCAAACAGAUGUUCAAGAAAAGAGAAAGAGCAGCCGCACAAACCAUGUAUCUACUAAGCAUUUUACUAAAAAGCACAGCUCGUGUUCAACCAUAUACCUAGAUGACAGCACAGUCAGCCAGCCUUAUUUUACAACCACGGUAAAAUCUGUGGCCUUAGCAAUAUAUUAUCACAUGAAGAAAAGAGAUGCAGAUAAAUCCCUCGAUAUAUUUGACGAGCAGUUACAUCCACUUACUCGAGAAAAGAUGCCAAAGGAAUACUUUGAGUAUGUUCCUGAACACAAGUUUAUUUACAGAUUUGUCCAUGUUCUUUUUAAAGCCACAAACCUAACAGCUGAAUUUGCAAUAGUAAUUUUGAUUUACAUAGAACGACUCUUAAGUUAUGCUGAGAUAGACCUUUGCCCAACCAACUGGAAGAGGAUUGUCAUAGGAGCCAUUCUUCUCAGCUCCAAAGUUUGGAAAGAUGUGACUAUAUGGAAUAGGGAAUACUGCAAGCUCUUUGUGAACACUAGCAUUGAAGACAUAAAUGAGCUUGAAAGACAGUUUUUGCAGCUAAUUGAAUAUAACAUCAAAGUUUCUGGAAGUGUUUAUGCCAAGUACUAUUUUGAUCUUCGAUCCUUUGCAAAGGACAAUAGCUUGCAUUUGCCAGUUUAUCUUCUCAACAAAGAAAGAGCGCAGAACCUGGAAGCUGUUUCAAGGAUGGAAGACACCAAAAUCUUUUAUAGUGCUACCAUGAGAAGGUCCUUCAGCGCUGAUAAUUUCAUUACUCUUCAGUGCUCUAAAGCCAUUAUCUCUUGA
Molecule: messenger RNA, 1142 nt
Organism: Rhinopithecus roxellana (golden snub-nosed monkey)
Lineage: Eukaryota; Metazoa; Chordata; Mammalia; Primates; Cercopithecidae
Product: cyclin-Y-like protein 2
Exons: 12
Coding region: 204-1142 (312 amino acids)
Biological process (GO): regulation of canonical Wnt signaling pathway; regulation of cyclin-dependent protein serine/threonine kinase activity
Cellular component (GO): plasma membrane
Molecular function (GO): cyclin-dependent protein serine/threonine kinase activator activity; protein kinase binding
Source: RefSeq, a predicted model, not a curated record